Molecule: messenger RNA, 1642 nt
Organism: Chrysemys picta bellii (western painted turtle)
Lineage: Eukaryota; Metazoa; Chordata; Testudines; Emydidae
Gene: DPM2
Product: dolichyl-phosphate mannosyltransferase subunit 2, regulatory
Biological process (GO): GPI anchor biosynthetic process
Cellular component (GO): dolichol-phosphate-mannose synthase complex; endoplasmic reticulum membrane
Molecular function (GO): enzyme regulator activity
Source: RefSeq, a predicted model, not a curated record
GAGCCUACAUUCCCCAUGAUGCAAUUGUGCUGGGACAACUCCCGUGAUGCUGCGAGGCCUAAAUGCUGGUUGCUGAUUGGCCCGGUGCUCCCGGAAGUGUCUGAGCCCGGUGGGCGGGCUGCGGGGAGUCAGCGGCAGCGCUCGGUGGGGACCAUGGCUACAGCAAUGGACCAACUGGUGGGAUUUGGCCUGGUAGCCUUUAGCCUCCUCCUUUUUGUUUACUACACCAUCUGGAUUAUUAUACUGCCCUUCAUUGACAGCGAUCAUGGGAUUCAUAAGUUCUUCUUGCCCAGAGAGUAUUCGGUUACCAUUCCUGUCAUCGCAGGGCUCCUUCUGGUGCUGUUUGUAGGGGUCUUUGUGGUGAUUGUGAUGUGGAAGAACAGAAAACCUGCAAAGAAAUCAGACUGAAGACAGCAGGAUGGGAGAGGCAGGGAGAAGGUGCCUGGCCUGGAGCGUCUCAACAGGUACAAGACUCUCACCUGCAGAAACAAGAGCACACUCCACUCUAAGACUCUGUCACAUGCUUGAAUGGACGUUGGACUUUGCUGCGCCCUCUUUCCGUGAUCCCUGCCCUGAGACUCGUAUCCAGCUAUAGUUUACAAUGUACUGAACAAAGGGAAGUGAAACUGUCUGACCCACAGGAUUCCUCUAGUGAGGGACCAGAGCACCAGCCCUGCUGAACCUGUACCCAGGUUAGGGAUAAUCCUAGCAGACUGGUGGCUUUGGACUCUACAGUUCUUGCACUGUGUAUCCUGUGCUAAGGUGACACUGUUCUGGCACCAGGCAGUGCUAGUGAGCAAAGGGCUCAGACUUCAGUGACUUUCCUCUUCUCUGCUGCAGACGCCUCCUUUACUUGGUUUGUUUCUUUCAUUUUUUAACUAGUUACUUUAGGAUUUUUUAUAGUGGAUCCAAUAUGUGAAAAAACAAAAUCAUGGAUAAAAAAGCGCUCCUCUCUAAGGCUCAGAGGGCAGGUCAGGGAGAGAUCCCCCCUCGCCACUUACCUACUGGAGGAGUGAUGAACCAUCAGCAUCUUGUACCAACAGUGUUACUGUCGAGGGGUCUCAUUCCACCCCAGUCCACCUGCUCUUAUGCACAUACAGGCUGUCUGUUCUGUCUUAGUCAGGGGAACGGUUGCCUCUCCACCAUGCAUUGCAUGUUACAGGGAAGCCACAAGCUUUAUAGCCUCCUUCAUGGCCCACUGUGCAGAGGAGGUAAUGAAGAGGUGAGGUCCUCUGCUGUUGUGUAGAAGGUGCACCACUGUUCUCCAUGCUGUUCUAUUCUCCGCAGUGUGCGUGCAUUCAAUGGGGAUGGAGAAGAAAGUCCUGCUCUGCUGAACAGCAACUGAGGAAGAAGGGGAGAGGGGCUCAGAUACUGUCCUGAUAAAUGUGGUAUUAAUACUGGUCCAGUGAAGCCAUUGGUUCUGCUUUAUACUUUAUUUUCCACGUUCCUGGUUAGCAUAGGACUGUGAGGGGGAAGAGCAUGCAAGCUGCCUGGAGCCGUGCUCUUUCUGCGCCAGGCAGGGCUGAAGCAGCAGGGUGUUUUCACGCCUUAGCACGCUGACUUGCUUCAAACCCUGUAGGUGGAGUCCUGGCAGCUCUGUUUGAAUGUGAAGAACUGGAGUCUCAAUAAAUAUUAUGCAGUA